AUGGCAUUCAAGAAGCGGCGCAUCUUUGAUUUGCGGCAGGUUCAGGCCCAACAAAUGGCUACCACCACUGCCACUCGACGACGCAGUGAUCCCAUCCACAUCAAUCAACAAAAUUCCAUCCAUCCUAAACAUCGUUUUCGCCAGUUUAGAGAUUGGUUCACUGACAAUAUGCGGAACUACUGCCAGACUACGUCCCUUCACGGAUUCAGUUACAUCACCCGACAGGACAUCAGUCGCAAUGAGCGUUGGUUUUGGCUGGUGGUUGUGAUCCUGGCCAUCAUCACAUCCAUUGUCCUGGUCGUCUUCUCCUGGUAUUGGAGUCAAGAAACUCCAACGGUGACCGUUAUCGAGAGCUCGCACUUUCCCACCUGGAAUAUUCCGUUCCCAGCGGUCACUAUAUGUAACUUUAACAAGAUAUCCAAGAACAAGGCACUCAGUUUGCUGGAACAAAUGCAACUCCCAGUUGGUGUUAACAAAUCGGAGCUUCACAACCUCUUCAAUCUCACACUUUUGCCGGUGGACAACCUCAUCAGCAACAGCUCACUGCAUAUCUAUGAUCGAAUUUUAAGUCUCAAUAAUCUUACACUCACAGGACUCACCCAGCAAUUAUCACCAGACUGCAUCGAUAUGAUCUCCAGUUGCAUUUGGAAGGGCAUUAAUACCCGAUGUGACAGUCUUUUCCAACGAAUAGAUACAAUGGAAGGGCAGUGCUGCACCUUUAACUACUUUGGUGGUAUUACCAAUAAUUUUCCAGAAAAAAUCGCAUAUCAGGUUCCGAAGCGACCUUAUCGGGUCACAGGUUGCGGCUAUCCCACAGGUCUCUCCGUGCUGCUUAAUCCCAUGAUAUCUGACUAUUACGGAACGUUCUUCAGUGGCUAUGGGUUUCGACUACUCCUUCACGAUUCCUACAACUUUCCAGAUGAGAACUCGGAGACCAAAGUCGUGACCACAACAAGGGAAAGUUUUGUAAGGAUAAAUCCAGAGUCUACCUACGCUACCAAUGAUAUCCGACGUAUGGACUUGUCCUUGAGGAACUGCCUCUUUGGCAGCGAGAGGAGUAUGCAUGGACUACGAAGGUAUUCCUUUAUCAACUGUAUGUUUGAAUGCCGUGUCCGGAUGGCCGUAGAUCUCUGCGGGUGUCUUCCGCCUUACGUUUUUAAUAAUGGCACUUAUAAAGUGUGCGGCGUGCUGGAAACCAACUGCAUGAUUCACAGCAAAAGACUCUUUUCCCAUGCUCUUGGUAAUUUGAAUUUCUCACUCUCGAUUGUUCGAGAGACGGAUAGCUUUCCCUGCGGAUGUCUGCCGGACUGUCAGUCGAAUCAUUAUGUUUCGGAGAGUACUACAGGACGGCUGGAUAUGAGUUACUUUGCCAAUCGUCCAACAUACAGCAAUGCCACGGACAGGAUACUGCUGCAUGUGUUCUUCAGUGAUCUGAUGAGCACCAGGUACCGUACGGACAUAUUCCAGAAUUGGCUAUCUGCUUUAGCUUCUUUUGGUGGCUUGCUCGGUCUAAUUAUGGGAUUCAGCAUAGUGACGGCCUUUGAGUUUCUCUACUUCCUGACAUUUAGGCCAGUUUUCAACUACAUUAACCGGGACUAGAGCCGCAAAACACAGUUGCACUCCACACACACAGC
Messenger RNA from Drosophila eugracilis, 1634 nucleotides. RefSeq names its product sodium channel protein Nach. Gene Ontology annotation, molecular function: ligand-gated sodium channel activity. The record is from RefSeq and is a predicted model, not a curated record. Gene Ontology annotation, biological process: sodium ion transmembrane transport. NCBI's taxonomy places the organism in Eukaryota, Metazoa, Arthropoda, Insecta, Diptera, Drosophilidae. Gene Ontology annotation, cellular component: membrane.